AUGUCCCAAACUGCACGAUUCGAGGCGGGUCUGACGACCCUGCAAGCAGAAGCCAUCAAGCUGAAAGAGAUUGCCGACCAAUUGAACGAGCAGAAUGCCUCUGCUAAGGCCAUGGAUUUGAUCGUUCUGAUCAAAGCAUUCAACCUGCUGGGAGGCUCCUCGGCACCGAUGAUGUCUCGCCAGCCCAAGACAAAUAGCAAUGGUGUUUUGGACGAAGGGUCCCAGAUCGCUGCCGCGCUUACUCACUUCAUUCAGAUUCACCAGCAGUUGCUGAAUAUAACGAUCGGAUCAAGCGGUGCCUCGGGACCGCCCAUGCUAAGCACUCCGGUCGCAGCAGCGUUACACCAAGCUGAGAGAGUUGUGGAUACGAUAGCCUAUGAACUGAUCCAAGCCAUGCCGAAGAUUGAGGGCCAGGUUAGCGGCGAGGCUGCAAAGAAGGCCGAGGCCGACUAUAAGCAGGGUGUCGUGAACUCUAUAGCCAGCAAGAUUCACGAGCCGUGGAUGGCAAAUUAUGCCCCGGGCCUGCAGUCUGGCUUGAAAGAGACCGCAACGAUUAUCGACAACCUCGGAGACUAUCUGCAGAAGGCGACACCCCAGGGCAUUGCAGGGGACGAUGUGACCAAACUGCGCCAGGCCGUCUCUGAUCAAUCCUAUGUUAUCACUCUUGAGAGGUCCAUGAACAGAAGCAUUAUCUCCUUAUGA
This is a messenger RNA of Aspergillus aculeatus ATCC 16872, 702 nucleotides long. RefSeq lists its product as uncharacterized. Lineage: Eukaryota; Fungi; Ascomycota; Eurotiomycetes; Eurotiales; Aspergillaceae. The record is from RefSeq and is a predicted model, not a curated record. Bases 1 to 702 code for a protein of 233 amino acids. The transcript has 5 exons.